AUGGCGGCCACCACCCUACCCAAAGAAAUCUCUAAACUCGGCUCAGAGGUCAAACUUUUUGGAAAGUGGGAUGCUCAAGAUGUCGAAGUGAAAGAUAUCUCCCUGACGGAUUACAUCCAAGUCCGCCAUGCCGUCUACCUUCCCCAUACUGCUGGCCGAUAUGCCAAAAAGCAAUUCAAGAAGGCUCAGAUGCCCAUUGUUGAGCGAUUGGUGGACAGUUUGAUGAUGAAUGGUCGCAACAAUGGCAAAAAAGUCAUGGCCGUCCGAAUUGUCGCUCAUGCAUUUGAGAUCAUCCACCUUCUUACAGACCAGAACCCCAUCCAGGUUCUCGUCGAUGCUAUUGUGAACACUGGUCCUCGUGAAGACUCAACUCGUAUCGGUUCGCAGGGCACCGUUCGUCGUCAGGCUGUUGACGUUUCCCCUCUCCGACGGGUGAACCAAGCUAUCUCGCUUCUUACUAUUGGCACGCGUGAAUCUGCUUUCCGCAAUGUCAAGUCUAUUGCGGAGUGCUUGGCUGAUGAGCUUAUCAAUGCGGCCAAGGGUUCCUCAAACUCAUAUGCCAUCAAGAAAAAGGACGAGCUUGAGCGUGUUGCCAAAUCCAAUCGGUGA
Messenger RNA from Guyanagaster necrorhizus, 609 nucleotides. RefSeq names its product 40s ribosomal protein s5-1. The coding region runs from base 1 to 609 and encodes 202 amino acids. Gene Ontology annotation, molecular function: structural constituent of ribosome; RNA binding. NCBI's taxonomy places the organism in Eukaryota, Fungi, Basidiomycota, Agaricomycetes, Agaricales, Physalacriaceae. The transcript is spliced from 6 exons. Gene Ontology annotation, biological process: translation. Gene Ontology annotation, cellular component: small ribosomal subunit. The record is from RefSeq and is a predicted model, not a curated record.